AUGUGUGAUGGUACAUUAUCAUUAAAUAAUUUAUUUAAACAUCAUAUAAAUCGAUUUUAUUUAGUAGGAAUACAAGAACCAGAACAUUUUGAUGCUUCGGAUCAGUUGAAUGAAUGCGAUACUUGCAGACAGCUGAGUUCUGAUGGUUUUUUAGAUCAGCAAAGUUUAACAGAUAUUAGUUCAGCUAUUACACCUUUGUCUCCUGAACUACCAUUUUCGUCUACUCUCGAAAGAUUACCAACUAUACCUGAGCAAUCACCAUUGGCUUCUCAUGAAAAUAUACAUUCAUCAGACGAUGAAAAUUGUUAUGCAAUCGGCAUUUCUUUUUCUGGAAAAAAUAGAGAGAAAGUAGAAGAGAUUUGUGAAGAAGUUCAAAAAGAAUUGCCUGAGAAAAUAUUCUUUGCUCCAUGGUAUCAACAUGAAGUAGCACAAGUAUAUGGAAAUCGAUUUUUACGAAAGAUCUAUGAGAAAGCUUCAUUUGUUGUUGUCUUUCUUUCACGUGGCUAUGAAACGUCUAAUUUUUGCUGUUAUGAAUGGCGAGUUAUUCAACAACGUUUCAUGGUCCCGACAGCUGAGCAAAAAAACGAUAGACUCUUACUCAUUAAAUUAGAGGAUAUCGAUGAAAAAGCAUUGGAUCUUUUCAAGGAUGAUUUCUAUAUUGAAGUUUCAGAAAUGACCACUGCAAAAGAAGUGGCCGAUUCGAUUAUUAAACGAUGGCGUAUUGUUGAGAAGCUUCCAAGCGUCUAA
Messenger RNA from Rotaria sp. Silwood1, 747 nucleotides. The record is from the annotation of a GenBank genome assembly. NCBI's taxonomy places the organism in Eukaryota, Metazoa, Rotifera, Eurotatoria, Philodinida, Philodinidae.